Messenger RNA from Symbiodinium sp. CCMP2456, 4770 nucleotides. Lineage: Eukaryota; Dinophyceae; Suessiales; Symbiodiniaceae. The record is from the annotation of a GenBank genome assembly.
AUGUGGCCAGUUUGGGCGAAUGCCAUCUCUGACUUCGAUGUAGGGACUCAAGAACGGAUACAGCCAUCACACCAUCGUGGCUCUGUGCUGGAGACACUCUGCAACCGACAGUUGUCCUGGGCAAAAGCUACAGCGAUAGGUUCGUGGAUCGUCCGAAGUCGGGUCGCGCCCUACCUAUCUCAUGCUGCUGUGGCGGAGGCUGUGCUGGGUGCCCAAAGCAGGGCAGCACAGUGGCAGAGCGCCCUCGCAGUUCUUCGGGGCUUGGGAACGCAUGGAGGAGGGCAGCGCUGCACCAGCGCUGCCAUCACGGCCCUGGCCCGGAGCGAGAGCAACGCAUGGCCUCGGGCGAAGGCGCUCUUGGCAACUGCGACGACCUGCGACAGCAUCAUGUACAAUGCGGCGAUCCAUACCUGCAGACCGGUCUGGAUUGAAGCGGUGGGACUUUGCUCAGGCAUGGAGCAGCGGGGCUUGCGGCCAGACAUUGUGAGCCUCAAUACCUUGAGCCGGCAUAUGAGCUGGCAGGCUGCCUGGCAGGUGGCCUUGGCGUCUUUGGAUAUCUUAAAAUCUCGCAGUCAUCGACCGGACACGGUGAGCUACAGCAACGCCAUGAGCUCACAGGACUGGAACCGUGCCGCAGGCCUGUUCUCGACCAUGUGCUCCUCACUGCCCUCGCGUCCUGUCGGAAUGAGCCUGGGCAGUCUCUUUGCUGCUCUUCGCACCAGCCCAGAAUGGGAGCGAGCGCUAUCUUUCUGUCGGCUCAUGCCACCAGAUGCAAGCAUGAUUAAUACCAUCGGCUCUAUGGCUACGAAGGCUACGGCGUCGCUGCAAUCCUGGCGUGCGGGUCUGCGGAUGCUCAUUGAGAUGCCCAGCCGGCAGCUGCAAAGAGACACCCUUACUCGGAGCCUCCUCCAUGAGCUGCAGCUCAGCUCCUGGAGACAAGGCCUUGCUUUCUCCCUCUCCGAGCCUCGGCCUCGAGUCUCAAAGUCGGAUGUGGGAUUUGCCUUCGGGGAAGCGCCAGGGCCGGGGCCGCAGGCGCUCUCCUGGGAGCGUGCCCUGCGGAAGUUGAGGGCGGGGAGCCGCGAAGCCUCUGCUCCGGCCACGGCCGCGGCUCUGACCCUGGCGCUCCGAGGCCUCAGCAGCCUGGCGGACAGGGCGGACAGGGCGGACAGGCGCCGAUCCGUGCUCGCGUGCUUCGAGCUGCUGGAAGACUUCGGGGAAGCGGUGGACGUUUGCACGUACCUCUGGUGCCUCGCGACUCUCGUGCGCCUGUCGCCAACAUCGCGAGACCCAGAAGCUCUGCAGGGUGUGCAUCGUGAAGUGGGCCGUGCGAUCGCAAAGGAAGGGUUGAGCUGCCACGAGCUGGCGGUCGUCGCCUGGUCUUUCUGUAUGCUUGGCCUUCGCAGUGAGGGAGGGGCUCUGGCAGGAGGCUUUUGCCUUCUCUCGCAGCUGCAGCUGGAGGCUUUCAAUGACCGGGACCUGAUGCUGCUGGCCUGGGUCCUGGGAGCCACCGCCACGGACUCUCCGGAGUCGGUGAAGGAACUGCAGGCCGUGCAGGAAGACAUGUGCAGAAGGUUGGAGCUUUUGGAGCUCCCCAUGACCUUGCGCCACAUGCCCAUAAAGUCGCUGCGAGGGCUGUUGCGGGAUGCUUUGGGAGCACUUUGGUCCUACUCGCGAUGUUCCUUGACCAGCAGCCGUUUCAGGGAGGUUUUGCAGAGGAAGCUGAAAGGCCUGGGAGGACUCUUGGAUGGCAGCCCAUCCGGGGCUUCAUGCGUGACACCACCAAGACAGAGAUCGAAGCGCGAGCGUGCCGGCCCUGCAGGCCGUUUGCAGCGGGUAGGCUGGUACCAGGAUGCCGGGGGGCCUCGGAUCAAAGCGGACCUCCCUGAGUGCUGGGUUGUCUUCAAGCCCUGCGGUUGGGAGGUCCAUAACCGCAAUGUCGAGAAUCAGGUCGCCUCGUGCUUGCAGAUCCACGGCAAGCCCAUCACUUUUGAUUCCUCGCACGACUUUGGCUUCUUGCACCGCCUAGAUGUUCCAAGCUCCGGGCUUCUACUCGCUGCAAAGUCAUAUGAAGCCUUUUACAACUUCAAGUUUCAGCUUGCAGCCGGCAUGAUAACGCGGGAGUAUACUGCCUUGUGCCACGGGAUCCUGCCUCAAAGCUCGAGAGAGAUCCGAGCCGGCAUUUUCUGGGACUCGUCCCUUGGGCCCACGCGAUCGGGCGGGGCAGGCAAGCCUUCUUGCACCUGUCUGGCUGUGACGAGGUCUUUCUGGAAAGGUCCUCUGACCUUCAGCCUCGCGGUGAUUUUGAUUGAUUCGGGACGCCGACAUCAGAUCCGAAGCCACUGCGCGCAUGUUGGGCACCCGAUCGUUUGCGAUGCCAAGUACGCGUCCGCGAAGGCUUGGCGGGAGGAUGCCAGGCUGUGCUCUCGGCACUUCCUCCACCGCUCCCGCCUGAAAUUCUUCGUGAACACGGCGGCGGAAGCAGCGGUGGCCGAGAGCUUCGAGGAGCCGCUGCCUUUGGAGCUGGUGGCUUGCCUGGAAACCCUGGAAGGCUUUCACGCGGAGUGGAUGCAACCAGGGGCCACUGAGGGCUGGGCCGCUGCCGUUGAACAUCUCGCGAACUUCAAGCAGAGGCGCUGCCAAAGAAGCACAGCAGUCGUUUGCAGCGUCGCUUUGGCAGAUCUUGCACGUCGGCGUGGAUGGCAUCAGGCUGCCAGUUUGCUGAAGCUGAUAAGGGCGCGUACGAUUGCAGUCGACGAGUUCAGUUACAAUUCAGGAAUAUUCGCUUGUCGCCAUGUAGCCACAUGGAGUCAUGCCGUUGCUGGGCUGCUGACGAUGGAGACGGAACGCUUAGAACCAGAUGCUUGCACCUGCCAUGCACUCGUGAGUGCUUAUGAGAGUGGCAGCCGAUGGCAAUCAUCCUUGCGCUGUCUGGAGCUUCCUUUCAGCUCCCGGAGUGGUCUGGCAUGUAGCAAUGCCAUGCUAAGCGCUUGUGCAAAGGCCAGAAGGUGGCUGCAGGCGCUGCAUCGCCUCUUCCUCCAGCCCAUGACAGAUGUCAUCAGCUGGAACGUGGUGAUUUCUGCUCUCGGCAAAGGUGGUUGGAAGGUGGCACUUGGAUGUCUUCAAGCGUGUCGCAGAAGCUUCGUCGAGCCCGAUGCCGGCACCCACAACUUGAUCACCGUCGCCUGCAAAGGCAAAGAGGCCUGGCAGAGGGCACUGCUCUGGGGAGGCGGCUCGCCUUCGGCCGUGACGGCGGCGGCCACCACGGGCCGCAUUGAGGCGAUGCGCCACGGAGGUGUCUCCACGUGGCCUCUCUGCCUCUCUGCUCUUUUGGAGACCUCUUCUGAUCCGGUAUUGGUGUCGGCAGCUUUGGGGAAUUUGGCUCUUGCGGGGCGGCUGAACGACUUCGAAGAUUUGCUGGAAAAGGAAAAGCCCGGGCUCGACCCUCCCCUUCGGCUCUGGGCCCUUGCGAAACUCGCGGUCUUGGCCCAGCUGUCGCCUUCGGCGCGUCGCUCCCCGCAGCCGGAGCGGCUCUUGGGCGCCCUGGCGGAGGCCCAAGAAGACGGCAGCGCCCCGGAGGCGGGCACGAAGACUUUGACGCGGCUCUGGUGGGCUCUGUCCGUGCUGCAGGCCUCCAGUCCUCGCUUUGAUAAGGCUUUGGCGGCAAGGUCCCUAGAGAGACUCGAGGACUUCCCGGACAAGGAGCUGAUGCUGGUUGCCUGGGCGGUGUCGGGCAAGGGUCCUUUGCUGCAAGUUUCCGUGUUGCGAGCUAUACAAGCAGAGCUGCUACGCCGAAUUGCUCGCACUUCUAGUGUCGUCCUAAGCCCGGAACUCGUUCGAUGCAUCCUGGGAGUGGUGUGGUCUUGCAGUUUCAGCAGUGGCUUGAUGGAAGGCUUUUACAUGGUCGCAUGGCGCGCUUUGUGUCGGCAUGGUCGAGGCUUGGACAAAGGCCAAAAGGGCACAGGAGCACCAGCGGGAGCCUCCUUAUCCAAUGCGACUUUCAGUCCGGUCGGCGUCGAAGCUCCGCGAGUUGUGUUGGACUUGUCGGAGACACUGGCGAUUCUGAAGCCACCUGGCUGGGAAGUUCACGAUGAAAGUGCCGACGCUCGAGAGACACAGCAGCUCCUGCAGUACGUCAGAAGCCUUGUCGGUCAGCAGAGGAUGCCCAUUCUUCAGGAUCCUGCCUGCAAUUUUGGCUUCCUGCAUCGACUGGACGUUCCGAGUUCAGGCUUGAUCCUGGCCGCCAAGUCCUUCAAGUCCUACUUUGACUUGCAGGCCCAGUUGGCGUCGGGAAGGCUGCUUCGAGAUUACGUGGUCCUCUGCCAUGGCCUCAUCUCAGCCAAGCUGACCAUCGAGGCGCCUCUCUCCUGGCUCAGCGACGCGAGCGACGCCCUGGGCCCCACGCCCACGCGAAGCGGGGCCUUUGGGAAGCCGGCGCGAACGGAGCUCACCCGAGUCCGAGCGGUGCACAGCUGCAAGGGCUCUUCCUUCGGCUUCUGUAAGAUUCGCAUUCGCACCGGACGUCGGCAUCAGAUCCGGAGUCAUCUCGCCUACGUGGGUUUUCCGGUGGUCUGUGAUGGGAAGUACACCGCGCAGGAGACCUUCGAAAGGGACUGCUUCUGGUUCCCGCGGAAGAGGAACGCCCUGCACCGCUUCCGCGUUUCUUUCCGAGAGGGGGGUUUAGGGACUUGUUGUGCCGUGACCGAGCCGCCUGGAGAAGACUUUCGCAAGGCACUGGACCAGAUAGCAUGGGACGAUGUGCUCAACUCCUGA